This is a messenger RNA of Calypte anna (Anna's hummingbird), 1544 nucleotides long. It is a transcript of the gene TFPI, whose product is annotated as tissue factor pathway inhibitor. The transcript has 9 exons. NCBI's taxonomy places the organism in Eukaryota, Metazoa, Chordata, Aves, Apodiformes, Trochilidae. Gene Ontology annotation, biological process: negative regulation of peptidase activity. Bases 363 to 1367 code for a protein of 334 amino acids. Gene Ontology annotation, cellular component: extracellular region. Gene Ontology annotation, molecular function: serine-type endopeptidase inhibitor activity. The record is from RefSeq and is a predicted model, not a curated record.
UGAGUAGAAUAUCCUACAGUCCCUCUGUCAUUCUUUAAAAGUGCACAUUGGUUUAGCUGGUGCUGUUUAGAAACCGGUUGCUGGAAGCUGCAGGCAGAUGGGGAAACUUAAACAGGAAGCGUCCCUGCCGCUGCUGCAGACCUCUGGCUUCUACUCAGAGUGAACUCAUGUGCUCAACAAAAAUCAAGGACUAGCCGAUAAAUCCACGACCAGUUGCCUGCUCUAGGAAGAUCAGGUUGCAGUCCUGCCCUGCUAGCUUUACACCACACCCCUUCAAAGUGAAUUAGUAGGGGAGGAUCACAUUCAGCCCUGAUUCAGGAAUUCUCUCUCUCUUCAAGAACUGUUGCUAGAAAUCUGGAAGGAUGAAAGGAAGAAAGAAUGAAUGGUCCUUACCUUUAAUAUUUAUCUUGCUGUUCAUCUGCAUCACUGGACAUGAAACUACUGGCUUAGAUGACAAUGAAGAAGAGUAUAUUCUGGGUGCUGCUUUGCCACCAUUGAAACUAGGGCAUUCAGUCUGUGCCAUGAAAGCAGAUGAAGGUCCGUGCAAAGCAAUCCACUUACGUUAUUACUUCAAUAUUCAAAGCCGGGAGUGUGAGGUAUUUGAAUAUGGUGGAUGCCAUGGCAAUGAGAACAACUUUCUAACAAUGGAAGAAUGUCAGCAGAAGUGUGUGGUAAAAGAAUUGCCUCGAAAGAUGAUGCUAACAAAAAUUAAAAAAGAGAAGCCCAACUUCUGCUUUCAUGAGAAAGACCCUGGAAUCUGCCGAGGCUAUAUUUCCAGGUAUUUCUAUAACAAAGACACAAAGGCAUGUGAAGUGUUCAAGUAUGGUGGCUGUCUAGGAAACCAGAACAACUUCAAGAAUCUGGAAGAAUGCCAGGAUACCUGCCAAGGCAACUCAAACACAUUACCAGUUGUCCCAGCUGAAGAUCAUCCUAACACUGGCAACAGGAGUUCCCCAGAAGAAGAGCCCAAUCAGUUUCCUGGAAUUUUGGUCAGUUUGUUGCCUACUGCUCCAAACGAGAAGUCCAACACUCUGAACAUUAGUUCCCCAAAGGAAGAGCAGAACCAGUAUCCCAUAUUUUUUGAACCACCCCCUAUCCCAUCUUUGUGCAUGACCCCUAUGGACAGAGGACUUUGUAGAGCCAAAGAAUUACGAUUUUUCUACAACUACUCAACUGGAAGAUGUCGCCCAUUUAGCUACAGUGGUUGUGGUGGGAAUGAAAAUAAUUUCACCUCCAGAAAGUCAUGUUUGAAGAUCUGCAAGAAAGGGUUCUAUAAAAGAAAAGGUGAAAGAAGAUUAAUAAAAAUCAAGAAGAAAAGAAAGAAACAGGCAGUGAAGGAUCUAGACAAAGAAAUGAUCCCUGAAUGAAGGCAGCUUUGAUUUGUAUGGAAAUGUGAAGUGAACUACUUUUCACCUGUGACUGAAAGUCUUAAGUGUACUCCAUUUAAAUAUAUUUACUGUACUGAUUUGAUUACAUAUUACUAAGCUGCUUAUUUUUAUUAUGUACUCCUAUUUCAUUUUAAUAAACAUUACCUUUUACUUUGA